GCGACGCGCCCAAACUCAAACACUCCCGUUACGCCCUCGUUUUCAAACUCCGAGUACUUAAUUUGCACGCUCGUUUUACAUAAAUUGCCAGACUGUCGAUUAACAAUAAUACAGUUACACGAGUUACAUUAACGCAGAGUUGGUGCCGUUAAUAUAAAUAAUGACGUUAUUAUAAUCUGCGUGUUGUAGUUUGCGUUUCAUCGCGUCCUGUAGACGAGUGAGUGAGUGAGUGAGUGAGUGAGUCAGUCACUGUUAACAGCCGUAAAUCAGAGUCACCUGCUAUAUAAACUCUUUCACAUAUCAGGUGCCGCUGCCCGUGUGGACGAAGAAUGCAGACGAUCAAGUGCGUAGUGGUGGGUGACGGGGCGGUAGGCAAGACAUGUCUCCUCAUUUCCUACACCACAAAUGCUUUUCCCGAGGAGUACAUCCCCACCGUGUUCGACAACUAUAGCGCUCAGAUGAGUGUAGACGGCCGCACGGUCAGCCUCAACCUUUGGGACACGGCGGGUCAAGAGGAGUACGACCGUCUGCGCACGCUCUCCUACCCACAAACUAACGUCUUCAUCAUUUGCUUUUCCAUCGGAAGCCCCUCCUCAUACGCCAACGUUCGCCACAAGUGGCACCCGGAAGUGUCCCACCACUGCCCCAGCGUGCCCAUCCUCCUGGUGGGUACCAAGAGGGAUCUCCGCUCAGACACGGAAACGAUUAAGAAGCUGAAGGAGCAGGGGCUCGCGCCCACCACUCAGCAGCAGGGCAGUAGUUUGGCCAAGCAGAUCGGCGCCAUCAAGUACCUAGAAUGCUCUGCGCUCCUCCAAGAGGGUGUCCGGGAGGUGUUCAUAGAGGCCGUCCGUGCGGUUCUCUACCCUGUUACCAAAAAGAAUGCGAAGAAGUGCGUGCUCCUAUAGUCUGUGCUUAGUGCCAAUGGAUAUGAACUUGACUGCAGUCAAAAACGAGCCGUGCACAUGGUUAUGGUGUUUGUAUCCAUCUCUUCUCAUUAAUGCUUUUCUCGCUCUUUAUCUGGCUGACUUGACACUGCCUCAAUUUUUCCUAUUAGUUUAAAAUUUUGCUGUUAAAUUGGCUCAGCUGUUUUUAUGAUGAUAAAUAACAAUGUAUUUACCAGCACCGAUCAACGAAAGAUACAUUAGCAAAGAAAGUAAAGAUUUUCUGUGUCCGUCAGGAGCACGAGUGUUGUUCCGCUGACGUGACGUCCAGCGUCCUUUGCAUUCCCAAAAUUGUGCAAUAUAAUGAAGACUGUUGUUUGACCAAGGCUCACGUUCGAAACGAGUUUGUCUUUAGCCCUCAAGUAAGGGUGACCAAUCAGACUUCAGGUUUUAGUCUCUUCACGGGACAUUUCCCAGCCAAAUCUGUGAUGUGCCUUAAUUUUAAAAUGAGAUUUUUUUCUAGUUGUAUUUUAUCAAUCCGUUUUUAAUUUUUGCCAAAGCAAUAUAUGGAUGAGUGGUAAAAAUUUUGUCUGGGUUGCACUGAUGAAAGGGUGAAUAUCACAUGGAAGGGUUGUUUUUACUCCAAAAUGAAUAUAGUUUUCUUAUUUUAAUGUGACUUUGGAGUAGGGUUGCAAAAGGGCAGAAAGUUUACGGUAAAUUUCCAUGAGAACUUAAUCGGAGGAAUUUUUGAAAUAUUCCAAAUUGCAAACUUAGCAGGAAUUUAAAGGAAUUUAUGAAAAUGAUUUGGACUUUUUGGGAAAUUUAUAUAAACUCUAUCAUAUAAAAAACAUACAUAAACAUUUUGUUUGAUCAUAAGCAGAUAUGGAUGCUAGGAAAUACAAAUGUUGGAUUUAUUUGAUCAAAUAUCAUUCUAAUAUUAAUGUUUUCUGAAGGAUUUUGAUCAAAUAAAUGCAGGCUUGAUGAGCAUAAGAGACUUCUUUCAAAAACAAAAAGGGUGGUACAGUAAAAUUCCCAGUUUAUUCCUGUUAAUUCCCAUUUUAAAGUUUCCAACCUUAAAAAUUCCUGCAAUUUUGCAACCCUACUUUGGAGUGAGAAAUGAACUUUUCAUAAGAUUCAUCCGUAGUCAGAUGAUCAUCCUGAGAAUAGUGCCUUACACAAAGUGUCCUUAAGGGCUGCAUCCCGCUGCGACGCUAAACAAGUAUUAUAGAAGUACUGUUAUCAAGAUAUUAGAUUUGGCAGCAGCCCAUAUUUUCUUGCCUUGCAUGCCUUACUAAAGUUCACAAGCAGGUCUUUCUUUGCAGGUUGUCUUAUCUGCCACAGCAUGCAUUAGUUUUUAAAGCUUCUGUUUUAGUACACAAGCCUAGUGGAGUCUUAAAUCGCACUGCAUUGUGUGAUGCAAAAGCAUAGCUUUUAAAGCCCAAAAGCUGAGCUGUGGGCCAUGGCCCUAAUCCACUGCAUCCGUUGUACAAACCCGAAAACACAGCCAACUGCUCCUGUAGCUCAUUAAGAGGCACACAAGAGACCGUAUACUGUGUAUAACCAGUGGGGAUGCUGGGAGCAACAUGUUAAUCCAAAGCUUUAUUCAAAUGUGUUUCUUUGGGUUUAGGUAUUUUGUUUUUGUCCAGUGUUGUCUAAAUUAAGAUGCCAAAUUUUCUCUGUUGUUUCUCAAACCCUAAUCGGUUUGUAUGAUCUAAAUAUUGGAUGUUUAAAUCAAUAAACCACCUCUAAUGUAUGACAAUAUCAUCACAUGAUCCUCUUUAAAUAUGAGAGCUUCCAGCGUGAUGGUCACAAUUUUUCUCUCAUAUAGACCUAAAAGAUAAUUUGUGAACUAAGGGGAUUGUCGGAUUAUGAAAUGUACUCGGCCAAAAACAAAAGUUUACUGCUGAUGUGAAAUUUACUUUCAGAUUUUUAAGUUGUGCUUUUAGAUUUUGCUAAACUGACAUUACUCGGUGGCCUUGUGGUAUAAAACAGACACCAGGGAAAACAGUGGCCCAAUUUAUACAGCCGAUGUUUUACACCUCGUACUGAUGCUUUGCCUUUUUUAAAUAGUGUUUUAAGCUUGUCUGCCAAAUGUGGCCAAAGAGUGCCUCUGGAUACAAAGAUUUAUCGUGGAAUAACUGGACUCGUAUAUGUUAAUGUUUGAGUCACACCUGAUACGAAGCGCAACUAUGUUAUUGUGGAUGAAAAUGUGUCUCGACGAAUCAUUCCUUGUUUUCAUGAAUUCCACAAACUUGUUGCUAAGAUGAAAUAUGUAAGAGAAUGAAAUAUGUGCAAACCUUGAUAUCUUCAGAAGGUGUGAUCGUGUGAAUGCAUGUGUGACUUUUUAAAUAGUGAAAAUGGUUUCUAUCUCAUCCCUUCAAUGUAAAGUGCUGUUGUAAGCUGGCAGUAUGGCCUCACGCUGCAUACUGUCUAUGCGUGUCUAUGGUAUGUGGUACUACAUUUAUACACUGGGAACUUGAUUUGUCAAAAUUGUCUUUUUAUAACCAAAAAUAAAUUGUAUAAAUAAACUAACCAUGAAAUUAUUUAAAAUGAUACUGAAUAAAUUUUUACGUAGA
Messenger RNA from Paramisgurnus dabryanus, 3457 nucleotides. It is a transcript of the gene rhogd, whose product is annotated as ras homolog gene family, member Gd. Gene Ontology annotation, molecular function: GTP binding; GTPase activity. Gene Ontology annotation, biological process: small GTPase-mediated signal transduction. NCBI's taxonomy places the organism in Eukaryota, Metazoa, Chordata, Actinopteri, Cypriniformes, Cobitidae. The record is from RefSeq and is a predicted model, not a curated record.